Otolemur garnettii (small-eared galago) is the source of this 3515-nucleotide messenger RNA. RefSeq names its product ORAI calcium release-activated calcium modulator 2 (gene ORAI2). Gene Ontology annotation, molecular function: store-operated calcium channel activity. Gene Ontology annotation, biological process: store-operated calcium entry. The coding region runs from base 215 to 988 and encodes 257 amino acids. The record is from RefSeq and is a predicted model, not a curated record. Lineage: Eukaryota; Metazoa; Chordata; Mammalia; Primates; Galagidae. Gene Ontology annotation, cellular component: membrane. The transcript has 4 exons.
ACCCCGCGCGACCGGCGGAAGGAGGGAGGGGGCCUCGCUCGGCGCCCCGGCCGGGCCACAGGGCCUCACGGCCACAUCACCGCCGCCUGCCGCGAGCCCUGAGCGAGGGGCGGACAGGGCAGCUCCGGGAAGGGAAUGUUCCAGGGAUGGAAGUGCUUGAAUGCAGUGCUGCUGGCUGAGAUGGGACUGAGCACCCGCAUUGGCGUUCUUAUAAAUGACCUGCCUGGCUCCCACCAUGAGCACUGAGCUCAACGUGCCUGUGGACCCCUCCACUCCUGCCUGCUCUGAGCCUGGCCACAAGGGCAUGGAUUACCGUGACUGGGUCCGCCGCAGCUACCUAGAACUGGUCACCUCCAAUCACCACUCGGUGCAGGCCCUGUCCUGGAGGAAGCUCUACCUGAGCAGGGCCAAACUGAAGGCCUCCAGCAGGACCUCAGCCCUCCUCUCUGGUUUUGCCAUGGUAGCCAUGGUGGAGGUGCAGCUGGAGACGCAGUACCAGUACCCGCGGCCGCUGCUCAUUGCCUUCAGCGCCUGCACCACGAUACUGGUGGCCGUGCACCUGUUUGCUCUGCUCAUCAGCACAUGCAUCCUGCCAAACGUGGAGGCUGUGAGCAACAUCCACAACCUCAACUCCAUUAGUGAGUCACCACAUGAGCGUAUGCACCCCUACAUUGAGCUGGCCUGGGGCUUCUCCACCGUGCUGGGCAUCCUGCUCUUCUUGGCUGAGGUGGUUCUGCUCUGCUGGAUCAAGUUUCUCCCUGUGGAUGCCAGGCGCCAGCCCGGCCCCGGCAGCCACACAGGCUGGCAGGCUGCCCUCGUGUCCACCAUUAUUAUGGUGCCUGUGGGCCUCAUCUUUGUGGUCUUCACCAUCCACUUCUACCGCUCGCUGGUGCGCCACAAGACAGAGCGCCACAACCGUGAGAUCGAGGAGCUGCACAAGCUCAAGGUGCAGCUAGAUGGGCAUGAGCGUAGCCUACAGGUCGUCUGAGGGCCUGGGGGCUGGUGGUGGGCCUGUGCCUGGGAGUCAGGAGCAAAUUGCUUGCAUUUGGGGAGACUCAAAAAUGCAGACUGUACCCCAGACUGCUUACAUACUGCCAGAUAGUUCAAGACCAAAGUUGUACUCCUGUCUUAAUGUAAUAAUCCGGAUGAUUUUCCUGAGAAGGUGGAACAUCUGGUAGUUAAACAAGAGGCUCUUCCAGGCUGCCAGGGGCACGUCUGAUGGUGAUAAGGCAGGGACUGUGGCGAUCACCUGGGAGCAGGAAGGCAGAUUGGUGCUUCCCUUCCCAGCCCUGGGGGAAGUUGGGUGGCCUGGCUUGGUGAGGGGUAGGCAGGAGCUUAGGGCACAAGUCAGUACAGCAGGUGAGGUGGGUGCUGCAGCUGAUGUCAAAGUUGCCAGUCCUUGUGGGAGACUUCCAAGGGUGAGGCCUAGCCAAGGCUAAGGAGGUACAUCCAUGAGCGGUGCAAGGUGCCCACUGAGGAGGCCGAGUUAAUUGAAGUUACUAGGUUCAAAUUCUCUUCCCAGCCAGCAUGGCGUCCAAGACACAUUGAUGCAGUGGGGCCACCAAGCUGGGAAAGGACUCAAUCUCAAACCAUAGAAUGACCUCUUAGCCUGAGUCAAUACCCUCUGGGCUCUGUCAGCAGCAGGCCUGGGGCCUAGCAGCUGAUCCUUCCCAGCUUGUUGCUGCUUGUGGCCCAAGGAGGCAGGAGGGACAGCUUGGAGGGAACUUCUUGUCUAGACAGGCCAUUGGCUUGGUCUGGUCUGUGGGUAGGUGGGUCUAGGAGUCAGCACAGGCCAAGUGUAGGCCCUGUUUGUUAGGACACCAAGAAACUGCAGGGGUGGGAAGGUCAGAUCCCACGUGUACUCCCUUGCUGGGCCCUCCAGGCCUCUGCCAACACAGGGUCCCUACUUUACACAGUGACUUAGCACAGUGUGGUUGCAGUGUUUUCACUGAAGGGAUUUGCUAGACCUUCCCCCAUGUUCUUGGACCCCACAUACCCCACAACACUCUGAGCUGUUAUACAUUAUGUUGACCCCACUCCCCGCCAGCAACCUAGAGAAGCACAUUUUUGUUCUUAUGGUCUUUGGGCUAUGUUGUGCUCUGAUUACAUUUCUUUUAACAGUUCAGAAUCACUGCAGGGUCUGGGUUGUCUGUGCUAUGGAAUUCCAGAUAGCCUGUGUGAGGUCUUUGGGACAUGAAAUGCUGUUGAGAACACAGAUGUUAACAUGCAGCUCAGAGAUGUUAAGGGGCCUCAGGGAGCUGUGCUGAGGAGUCCCACUGUAAGUUUUUAGCACCUAUGGGGAGCCUGGACAUUGUGCCCUGCGGGGCCAGAGAAGACCCCUCCAUCUUCCCAAGGAUGGGUCCUUUAUGUCCCCUACAGACAUUUGUCUGUGACAUACUUGCCUUCUAGUGCAUGUCUGUACUUCCACAGAGCCUUGUUGAAAAGGCUCUUCUGAUUUAAUGUGUUUGCUUUCCUAAUAAACAGUAUCACUCCUGCCUUGUGUCCUGGCAGGGCCAAGAUGGGCUGGCUCUUCUGAAAGGGUGGCUCUCCAAGGCUGGAAGGGCAACAGGCCCUUAUUUGGCCUGAGUCUUUUAAGAGGGCCAUGCUGGGCCCUCUCCUGCUGCCCACUUUUCUGGGCCAGUUGGUGCCCCUUCUCCCAGAGCACCACACAUGGACUGUGGAAAGUGCACCUGCAGAACUGUUGGCCUGGUGUGGGCUAAUAGCAUCAGGGCCCACAUUAGGUGCCCAGUGAUAGUGCCACAUGGUAGAGACAGGACCACAUACAUGUCUAGUGCUCUGAUCAGGAGAAAGUAGUCUUAGUUUCUUGUUCUCUGGUUUCAUCCAGAGAAUGCUCUCCCAGCUCCAGCCUCCAGUUCUGAGGCAUGAGGCCAACAAUUUCUAUGGGAGCUGACCAUGGACAUGGGCAUGCUCACUAGGAGGGGAGACGUUAGCGUUGCCCCAGAGCUUCUGGGGAGAAAAGGGGUGAAGCUACUCUUGGGAGCUGCAGAAACAAAUCCACACAGGCAGCUCAGAUGGGACAGCCAUUUGUAAAUUAGAAAUUUGGUUCUUGGAAGGUUAGCCUGAUUUUGUAAGUAUUAUAACUAUGACCUCUGCCUGGAGAGAGGUUCCACAGGCUGCCCUGGGGUCAUUAUGAGCUUGCCCUCAUUUCAGGUAGAGCCUUCCUGGUGCUCAUAAAACAAGCACCCUCAGACACGCUGAGGCCCUUUCCACUGUGGAACACACACUCAUCUAGUACCUGUCCACAAGUCUCAAAAAGCAAGUGUUUCUGUUUCAGAGACUUAGAAGGCAGAAUAUGUCUUCACAUCUUCUGGGAAGGUCUGUUGAGGACAAAACCACAGGAGCUUGAGUGAGUCAGGGGUCACCUGCAGCUGUUACCUAUCUUGUGCUGAUCAUUUAUGCAUGACAUUAUGCAGAUCUUGUGUGGAUUUUUAAAACAGUUGCCCUGGAUUGAACUGAAUAAACUAGUAAAGCUGUUCAAAGCUCCUUUUGUUCUU